This is a messenger RNA of Protopolystoma xenopodis, 249 nucleotides long. The record is from the annotation of a GenBank genome assembly. NCBI's taxonomy places the organism in Eukaryota, Metazoa, Platyhelminthes, Monogenea, Polystomatidea, Polystomatidae.
UUGGGACAGGUUGUCCUCUCAUCCGAUCAGGCGGCGGCUCAUCAGACCAUACUCACCUCCGAACGGACCGUAGGACAGUCGGACAAUCCAAGCCAAGAUCGGAUCACUUCGUCUGGAUGCUUUACGCUGACAGACUGCAGCAGUCAAGACGGUAUCAUCUUCACCUCCGCCUCCAAUACUGCCGCCGCGGGUCCCAGUGCCUCGGCGCCACUUUUGGACGAUGACGCCAGACUGACGCUUUGGGGCAAC